This is a messenger RNA of Frieseomelitta varia, 568 nucleotides long. RefSeq lists its product as uncharacterized. Lineage: Eukaryota; Metazoa; Arthropoda; Insecta; Hymenoptera; Apidae. The coding region runs from base 123 to 482 and encodes 119 amino acids. The record is from RefSeq and is a predicted model, not a curated record. The transcript is spliced from 3 exons.
AACUUUCUUAUUUACACGGGUUGUCGAAAUACUAUGCCAAUGUCGCAUAUAAAACGAAUGUUUGCAAGGAAACUCCUGCAGUCAAACUUUUAAGGAUCACAGGAUAAUUUACAGACCCUGCAAUGAGAUACUACCUGUGUCUCUUGAUCGUUGCCGUUUGCGGGGCAGCGAGAAUACCCAGAGUGACUGAACAACCGUAUUUCCCGGUAUUUCAAAACAUUUAUGCAAACCACAAUUAUCAAACUGACUCAGUGAAUAAUCAUGUUGGUGAACCAUUUUUUGAAAACUAUAGAAUACAAGAUGGAAAUAUAGGUGCAGGAAAUGAGUUUUACGAUCAUCGAACGUCCAUCGACGGUCGAGCAAAUUUCGACGAUCAUUUGACAGGAGUUCCUUUCGAAGAUUUUAGAGGUCACAACGCUGGUGCUGUCCUCCAACAUUAUGAACGAUUUAAUCAUGCACCUAAUUACGAUUAUCAGUUGUAAAAGUUUCGUCAAGUAUAUAUUAAUUUGUCAUAGAUCGAAUUUAAUUAAUGCUGCAAACAGGUCGAGCUAGCAAUUUCUUUAUUUCU